Molecule: messenger RNA, 4462 nt
Organism: Saccoglossus kowalevskii
Lineage: Eukaryota; Metazoa; Hemichordata; Enteropneusta; Harrimaniidae
Product: disintegrin and metalloproteinase domain-containing protein 12-like
Biological process (GO): proteolysis
Molecular function (GO): metalloendopeptidase activity
Source: RefSeq, a predicted model, not a curated record
AUGUUGAAAGCAAGAAAUAGUGGAAGGAGUGGCUCUCUCGAUGAUUUGGUACAAGUAGAUGACACGUAUGGUAUUGACAGAGAUGGACCAGUGCCAUCUCUUCAAACAGUGAAUGACAUACAAGUGUCACCUGUCUACAUAGACUUGGGUGAACAGACAUGUCUGUUAACAUCAAACAUAAAACCUCUGGAAGAUGGUCACUUGAGAGAUACCAGUUUUACAUUUCAAGCUUUUGGAAAAGAUUUUAUCUUAGAUGUUCACCUUAAUGAUGUUUUAUUUCCAGAAAACUUUGUAGAAAGAUAUUACCUAGAGGAUGGAACUCUAGUUACAAAAGUUCCUGAAUCCAUGCAUCAUCACUGCUAUUAUCACGGUGAAGUUAGAGGUAGUAAUUCAUCUAAAGUAGCUAUAAGUACAUGUAGAGGCUUAAGUGGUGUAGUAUUUGAUGAAGAUACUACUUUUUAUAUAGAACCUUUAGAGGGUAAUUCUUUAAAACAUCUUAUUUACAAGUCAGAAGAUGUAAAGCGCCCUCACAGGGCAAAUUGUGGAUACAGCAAUUUGGCAGUUAUAGAUGAUUUACCAACACUGAAAAGAGUAGAGAGAGAUGUAAAUACUGAAACAAAAUAUGUAGAACUUUACAUUGUCAAUGAUCACAGAGAGUUUGAAUAUUUGGAAAGGGAUAUUACUAGAGUGAUGGAGAGAACCAAGGAAAUUGCUAAUAUGAUGGAUUCCUAUUAUCAAGACUUGAAUAUACGAAUAGCAUUGAUUGGUAUGGAAGUCUGGAACCAAGGGGAUAUGAUAGAUGUUGUUAGUAACCCAAUGCGGACUAUGGAGAAUUUUCAAAAAUGGAGAAAAGAUACUCUUCUUCCAGUAUCUUACAAUGAUAAUGCACAACUAUUAACAGGGCGUACAUUUGAUGGUAGUACUGUGGGUAUGGCAUCUUUAGGUGGUAUGUGUUCAUCAGAACGAUCAGCUGGCGUUAACGAGGAUCAUGGUAUACAUGCAGCUGAUGUUGCAUCAACAAUGACGCAUGAAUUGGGACACAAUAUAGGAUUAUUACAUGAUACAACAGACUGUGAUUGCCCUGCCCCAGAAAGAGAAGGCUGUGUUAUGGAACCAGCUAGUGGGUCUAUUCCACCAACAAAGUGGUCUAAUUGCAAUUUUGAAGAUUUGGAAGCUGCUUUACGUAAAGGUUUAGGAUCCUGUCUGUUUAAUUAUCCACGUACUAUUUACGGGGGUCCCAUUUGUGGUAAUGGAUUUCAAGAAGACCUUGAAGAAUGUGACUGUGGUAAACCAGAGGACUGUGAUAAUCCAUGCUGUAACGCUUAUAACUGUACACUACAUGCAAAUGCUACGUGUGCAAUCGGUGAAUGCUGUGAAGACUGUCAGUUAAAACCACCUGGUACGUUAUGCAGAGAUGUCGUCAAUAAAUGUGAUUUACCAGAAUAUUGCAGAGGACAUUCACCAGCGUGUCCAUCUAAUGUUUAUCGGCAGAAUGGUCAACCCUGCGCUAGUACUGAUGAUGCCUACUGUUACUAUGGUGCUUGUGUGACACAUGAUAGACAAUGUCUGGAAUUAUGGGGUGGAACCGCUAGUAAUUCACCAGAACUGUGUUAUACCGAAACCAAUAGAAAAGGUGAUGAACUUGGUAAUUGUGGUCAAAAUGAAGAUGGUACUUUUGUAGCGUGUCAAGCUAAAGAUGCACCUUGUGGUCGUUUAAUGUGUCAAGGUGGGGAAGACUUUCCAGUGAAAGGAUCUUUAGCUUUGACACGACUCGGCUAUGUUUAUAUUGAUAAAGAAAUGUAUGUAUGCAAAGCAGCGUCUGUAGAUUUGGGAAGUGAUGUACCAGACCCUGGUAUGGUCCAGCCUGGAACAAAAUGUGCUGAUCAAAUGAUGUGUUAUGAAAAUAAAUGCACAUCGAUAGCUGAGUUAGGUCUUACUCAAUGUCCAUACAAUUGUUCAUUUAAUGGGGUAUGUAACAGUCAAAAUCACUGUCACUGUAAUAAGAAUUGGGCUCCGCCGUAUUGUAAUGUUGCUGGUUUUGGUGGCAGUCUGGAUAGUGGACCUGUUAGACCACCAGUUGAAGAUCUCAGCACACAUGGCACUAUGACUGUUAUCUUUGUCAUGUGCUUACUUGUUAUACCUGCUUUACUGGUGAUUAUUAUAUGUAUGCUGUAUAGACGUAGUCAGAUCAAAGCAUGGUGGCAUGCUAGGCAAUAUACGGCAACAUCCGCUGAAUCUUGUACAGAAGUGAAACCUGUUCCACAAAUGUUGAAAACUCAUAAAUUAACAAGUGCAUCAUUACAUCCUGACUCUCAGAAAAUACAGGUUCCUAAAACCAAACCUGUGGUGAAAAAUCAAAAUCGACCUAUCCAUAGAGUUCCAUAUACUGGCAGUUUUGACAGAAAAUCUUUAGAACGUACUUCAUCAGAAAGGAAGCCAUCGGACAAUUUCAUAGAAAUUAGUCUGAAUGAAGAUCAAAAUAAGACAGUACCUCCGCGACCUGCGGCACCACCACUAAGACCAGCUGCACCUCCUGUUGUUAACACACACAUAGGAAAACAGAAACCAUUACCGCCACCCAAACCUAAUAUCACUCCUGGAGUAGGCCAUGGAACCUCACCGUCCGGCUCCCUUGAGAGAAACACUCCUCCAAGACCAACUAGUCUACCUCUUAGAGCAAAUGUUCCGGCCAGACGAGCUCCACCAAGGCCAAAUUUUAAAAGACACAAUCCAAAUCAGACGGUAUGCUAGCACAUUCAUUAAAAUGAGUCAUUACUUAAAUAUAUUAUCAUUAUCUUUCCAUUGAAAGACAUAUUAACAUUGUAGCAUUUUGUUAGAUAAUGAGAGUAUUACACUUACCAUGCAAGGGGAAUGUAGUAAAAAAUAUGCAUUUGCACCCUUGGCAAAAAGAACACUGACCAUCCAAAUAUUCACGCCUUCAGUAGAAGUGUAUAGAUAUUUAUAUGAAGGAGCUGAAUGGUCUAGAAAACAAUUCUGAACAAACAGACAAAAAAUCUAAAGCUUAAAAAUAUAAUAUAAAUCAAAAAUUACAUUUGUUAUAUACUGAAUCAUUUAAUAUUACCGGUACCUAUUUUUGAGCAUCAAAAUUGUAAUUUUCAAUUUGAAGCACAAACAUUGUAAAUCCAAUAAUAAAUGGUAUAUAACAAUAUUUAUUAUGCCUUUCUGAGAUAGUAAAUGGUAAGCAUAGCAACUUAUUUUCACCCAUGAUCAUGAAAAAAUUGUGAAGAAUAUGUUGAGGAGAGACUAGUGCAAGGCUUCAUACAAGUUGAUAAUUGCAAAUUUGUAGAAAACCUUGUUUUCUCUUAUAUUCUCCCUCCUGUGACGACAAUGUAUAUACUAAAUGAUUUGAAUAGAGCUAACAACAUAUACAUGUUAAGUUGUAAAACAAUUGAUAUUGACAAUACUUAACUACCGGUAAGUUAAUGCUAUACAACCUAUGUUUUUAGUGACACUGGUAUUCAAGUGAUUAUAUACAGUGUAUACAGUGAUUUCUAAAUGCUGGUUAUACUCAUUUUCACUAAACUACAUGUACUUGAGUAGAAUCAUCACAUGUCAUAAGAAGUGAGCAAUGAUUGAUGAGAUGCUCAAUAAGUGACCCUAAGGUCUCACUUCCUGGUAAUUUCUUGGAGUACAAACUCACAAAUGAAUGCAAAUGAAAAUUUCUCUCACAGUUCCUCCCAAAAUGCAAGCAUUUGUCAUUGAAGUUCUGAAAUAGUGAAAUAAUCAAGAUAAAAUAUACAUUAUUAUACAUCUGUCAUCGUAACGUCAUAAGUUACAGCAUGCCGUAUUGCACUGGGUAUUUUCAUCCUACCAUAUUAGAAAACGUGAAUUCCAAAUAUGGAAUGAUUAAGCGCGUAAACGCCCUCUAAUAAUAAAAAACAAACAUGCCUCCCCCCAGGGUUUGACUGGACCCCCACACAAAGAAGUUCGCUAAAUCUGUUUGAAAUGUUUUGGAUUUCGGCAUUUCCAUGAUGUAUUCCUUGGAAGAAAAGAUGUAUAAUAAUAAGGUUAUUACAAGGAUACAGCAAAGUAGGCACUCAGACAGUACGCAGUCGCAUCGAGCUCCACUGCAUGUCGGUCGAUACUCCCGCUGUACUUUUUUCUUGCAUAAUUUGCAGUAUCCUUGUAUUAUUAAGCCAUCAAUACCCCCAGAAAUUACCAGAAUGUGUGACUUUUAGGGGUCAUACAUUAGGUCUGUCAUGCAUUUUUAGUCAGUCAUUGUUUAUUUUUUGUCAUGUGAUGACCCAACACUGGUUAGUCAAUGGUCAAUGCUUACAUUAGGUCAAGAGAGAUGAAAAAUCCAUAAAAAUAUUUGUAUUUAUACUUUUUGGAAAAUGAUCAGUACCCCCAAUCUCCAAAUGUUUGUUUUAUUUUAAAAAUUUUAUAUUUCAUAUUAUAUUAAAAAAAAGUACUUGUAUUUUUCUGUGGUACUACUACUUCU